AUGGUUCGCUACGCCGCCGCAGCCCUUGACACCAACCCCGAGAAGACUUCGCGUGCUCGGGGUGAAUACCUCCGAACGCACUUCAAGAACAUGAGCGAAGUUGCGGCGGCUUUGACUGGUCUCAAACUGACUAAGGCGUACGCCUACCUCAGCGACGUGAAGGAGCACAAGCAAAUUAUUCCUUUCCGCCGAUUUUCAGGUGGUGUUGGACGUGCGUCUCAAGCGAAGCAGUUCAAGACAACUCAAGGUCGCUGGCCUGAGAAGUCUGUCAAGUUCAUCCUCCGUCUCCUCAAAAACGCCGAGUCAAAUGCUGAUGCAAAAAAUCUCGAGCUGGAGGAUCUCUACAUCAAGAAUAUCGUUGUACAGCAGGCGCCCAAAACCCGCCGCCGGACAUACCGUGCACACGGUCGUAUCAAUCCCUACCAGGGUCACCCGUGCCACGUUGAGAUUAUCCUCGCGGGAUCAGACGUGGAGGUCGAGCGGAGCAAGGACAAGGACGUCGUCGCAUCCUCGCUCGGCGGGUUGAACAGGCGACAGGUUGCGCGGAGGCGGAUUGAGGCUGCGCGGUCGUCUUAA
Laetiporus sulphureus 93-53 is the source of this 576-nucleotide messenger RNA. Its product is annotated as 60S ribosomal protein L17/L23. The transcript is spliced from 6 exons. Bases 1 to 576 code for a protein of 191 amino acids. Gene Ontology annotation, biological process: cytoplasmic translation. Gene Ontology annotation, molecular function: structural constituent of ribosome. Gene Ontology annotation, cellular component: cytosolic large ribosomal subunit; ribosome. The record is from RefSeq and is a predicted model, not a curated record. Lineage: Eukaryota; Fungi; Basidiomycota; Agaricomycetes; Polyporales; Laetiporaceae.